Messenger RNA from Radiomyces spectabilis, 1128 nucleotides. RefSeq lists its product as uncharacterized. Bases 116 to 1003 code for a protein of 295 amino acids. The record is from RefSeq and is a predicted model, not a curated record. The transcript has a single exon. Lineage: Eukaryota; Fungi; Mucoromycota; Mucoromycetes; Mucorales; Radiomycetaceae.
UUUGCUUUUUGCAACACUUGAACUGCAUCUUUGCUUCUUUCUCUCUUUUUUUUUUUCUUUUUUAGCCUUUCCACCACGCUUCUUCCUCUUUGUUUGAUUUGUCAAAGAAAGUUUAAUGACCGACGUCAAGCCUAAACGGUUUUCCUUUGCCGGCUUAACAAGCCUUUCACGAAGCUUUUCAUUUUCGUCUGCAACCAAACCAACCGCGGCACCAAUGCCAUCACAAGCACAAGCACCAGCCUCAACCCCUUCAUCCACAACGUCGCCUUCCAGUGCCGAUGAACUCCGACAAAGCAGACGAGCGCAAAAGUCGCAAAGCUUGUAUAUAAAGUCGUUUCGCAAGAAAGAAGAUAAAGCACCGUCACAGUACGACGCCAAGGAAGCUGUUCAAGCCAACGGAAAAGAAAUUCGUAACAAUAUCCGACGGUCGCUUUCAGCUGUACUGUAUGCGUCGCCUCAUUCUCACUCUCAAUCAUCGACCACUUCGGCCGCUUUGGUGCCUGUGUUGGUGACAGCGGACAUGUGCGAUGCCAGUGGAGGAAUGAUCAUUGAUGAACCUAAAGAAGAGACUCCCAAGCCUGCUCUGAAGAAAAAGCACGUCGAAUAUGACAACACCUUGGCGGUGAUGAAAGAGAAGGACGGGUCAUUGACAAUCGUAUGGCAGGGGUACGGAUAUUCAUUGGAGAAAAAUCAUGCCGAUUUAUCGGAGAUGAGCUUAAAUGAGCGGUUUGAGAAUGAUGUGUGGACUGAUUAUCGAGGGCUGAUCCAUCCGAUGCUUUUGUUCGCGGACAUGGACGAGUCGGUGUGGACAGGAUUAACGGUAUCGGAACUACGUCGAUACUUUGACAAUUACGGCUCCAUGAUGCUCAAAAUUCGGCAAACGCGCAUGCUUCAACAACAGCAACAAUAUCAAGUCCUCCAGCGUGAAGGACAAGCCCAAAACGAAUGGAUUAUACCCACGCAUUGUGACCAUCCACCUUUGGUAUCGGCCGCAUCCUCAUAGACACAAUACAGGCCUGUAACAUAGUUUCUACCUAAUCGUUCUUUUCUACCUAUUUAUUGAACCCCCCAAAAAAAGAUCAACACUUUUUUAUCUUAUCUUAUACAACCUAUAUUAAAAGUUCUGUA